Messenger RNA from Echinococcus granulosus, 390 nucleotides. RefSeq lists its product as hypothetical. The transcript has 3 exons. NCBI's taxonomy places the organism in Eukaryota, Metazoa, Platyhelminthes, Cestoda, Cyclophyllidea, Taeniidae. The record is from RefSeq and is a predicted model, not a curated record. The coding region runs from base 1 to 390 and encodes 129 amino acids.
AUGAAAGACACGACGUCGUACAAAACUCAAACAAGGGACACGAAUAUGUAUGCAGAACCAGUUUCGCCUAUACUAAAGCCCAAUGGUUUGGACGGUCAGGAAGUCGCCCUAAUAUGCCACAGCGAGAAAAGGUUAAUAUUUAAGUUUUGUUUGGUAAAUUAUUUUAUGCAUCUACAUAGUAUUAACACCAGUCUCAAUAAAAGUUGGAAUUGCCUUGAAAGUAAUUUAACUACUAGUUUGCUGGAAACAGUGCUAUUCAAUCUUACAGUAGCAAACAGAAUUUUACUAUUGUCAGGCAGACUAUUUGCAUUUACAAGUGCCAUUGGAAUUUAUCACAAAAACAGCACUAUUAUUUAUCUUAAUUCCCCUAAUUCCUGUGGUUUCUUCUAA